AUGGGUAGAGAGAAGAGAACCACUGGCCAUCUUGCGGCGAGGGGAGAUCAUGCCAAAGCACGGCAUCAGAGGGAUCGCAAGGGCAAUAUCAUGGAUUGGACUGCGCCGCUCCCCGCUGGCCUGAAAGCCAAGCCUGACCGACCACAGUGUUCCUCCAAACACAAGUCCUGGUUCGAGUUCAUUGAGAACAAGGACAAGAAGAAGAAGUUGGAGAUCGAGUUCACCGAGAGUCGGGAGCCUCCGCCGGGCUUCGAGUUUGUGCCCAUUGGCAAUCCCACCUUGACUUCUGCCUGUAAAGAGCUUUCCCGAGAGCAUGGGGCUAUGAUCUUUAUCGUUACGUCUUCUAACGGCCAGUUUUCGAAGGAGCUUAGUCGCCAUUUGAACCGUGUUGGUAUUCAUGUUCGAGAAUCCAUUGUCGACCAAGCACGCCAACAGCUGGGACAAGACUCAGAACUGCCUACACCUGACACAGGCGCUGGUCAACCGGAGCCUAUCCCAGAAAAACAAGAAGACAUCAACAAGCAAGCUGACGCCGCUAUAAGGGAUCUGUUUCCGCGUAUACCAAACACUGACCGUCAAAUGAUACUUGAACACUCGUUCAACAAGACACGACUAAAAGAUAAAAAGGAUCCGCCGGUCGGUCUUGCUGCUCAUGUUACGCUUUCACGUCGUGUUCAGCUUGCUGUUCUUGCUCACAUCAGACACAACCACACGAGAUAUGACAAGCUGCUCAGAGAAACAAGCUAUGUCAAUGCUAGGAAAGCGGUUGAGGGUCUCUGUCUCGACUAUCUGGUCAAGUGGCGAGGGGAUGAGGAGACGGGUCGUGACCAGCUUGACGAAAUCCUGGCCGAAGUUGUCGUCAUUUCGGACUCGGAAAGCGAAGAUGAAGACGAGGACGACGAUGACGAUGAUGACGAAGAUCAAUCUUCUGACGCCUCUUCAGUGGAAGAGGUUUCGCCAGAUAAGCAGACUGCGCCGGUCCGAUCCACGCUGCCUACCUCAGCCCCGAAACCAUCUCCCCCAGCUGUCGAUCUCACCCAGCCCAGUCAUGUUCAAUCAGGCCCAGCAAUUUCGCGAAGGGCAACCAAGAGGAAGAAGGCCAAGAAGGAAGCCCGCAAGGAGAGACUGGCUGCAAAGAGAGCCGAACGUGGCUUCAACAGGUACCGAGCCGUUGACCAGGCCUGGAGCCAGGCAAUCGAGCGUCAGCGACUUGGAAAUGUUGAGCAUGUGCCCAGUCCUACCGCCACAGAUGGCAUCGACAGGUCAGUUGAUCGGGUACCUCAACCUUGGCAGCCUUCUGGCCAUGAGAAUAUCCGCCCCACAGAUCAAGGUAUAUACUACACCAGGGAACCAUUACAACCGGCGCGAUAUGUUUACGAAAAUGUUUCUCAACAAUCAGGGCCGCCUUACAGCAGUGUGCAGCGGCCUACUUUUGAUGAAUCAGCACCACGAGUGGGUGACCCCAAUCUUUACCGUGGACAGGAUUGGCCUGUUCAACGCCUGCCACUUAGAAACAGCUCCAGACCUAUAGUUGGGCCUCAAGCUGCUUCUCAUGCGGGCGCUGUUGUCGAACGGGUAAGACAUCACGGCGAAGACCUCAGGGACUAUCUCGUGCCGUCUGUUGAAGAAAGAUCCCCUGAUGUUGCAAAGUUCCCGUCCGAGUUUCCUAGCCAGGAUUACAGGUCGCCACGGGAGGCUCAUAACGAUAUGCCCAGUAGGCAGGUGCAUUACACACUGAAUACUCGGGAAGAGUUCAUCACGCUUCCGCCACGAAGUGAAGGCAUCCGAACCGCCACGGCGCCCGCUGCACGCCCCGAGUCUUAUAUCGUGGUUAGCUCGCAACCGCGUGGUAUGGCUCGGGCCUAUGCUCCAGUUGCGGGCACUGGUAACCCCCAUGACAUGCCCUCAUACCGUGACGAUGCCCGUCGCCUUGAUUACGGACAACCGGCCAGAGCGGAUACCCAGUCAUGGAUCAGAGAGGACAACGCUUAUCCUAGAUCGGAGGCUCGUCCGAUUGUGAUCCAUGAUUCUCCCGGACCAGUGAGGCAUGAGAGCGUAGUACCGGCGCGCUACCCUCAAGAUGCACGCCCUCCACCACCGCCUAGAAGAGAACACGAAGACGUCAACCAAUCGGGCGCUAUCUAUGUUGGGGACCGUGACAGGUGGCGUUCUGACUCUAGAAACGGCCAGUAUGUUGAGGAUCAACUGGGAGACUUUGCGGAGAUCGUAAGGGUGUCCAACAAGUUUCCAAAACGUCACGGCUCCCAGCCAGUCCCGGUAGAUGCGGAGUUGUACGACUCUCCGUCGACCCCUUCACGCCCCCAAGACUAUGGAUAUGUCUAUCGUGAGGGCGAGCGGAUCUACGACUCCCAGUCAGGUCACACGACUUACCCGCGAACCGAGCGCGUGGUCGGAAGAUAUCAGCAAUCCGUUGACCAUCGCUCUGAAGAGGUUGUAUCAGGCAUCAAACGCCAUGCCGAUGGAUAUCCAAGUGGUAGCGUGAAGCGACAGGAGAGAGUCCUUGGUAUUGAAACUGACGGACAUUUUCAACCUGUUGCUACGUACAUUCCUUUGGAUCACGACUAUCGGUACCACGGACAACCUCAAGCUACGCAUGCGCCACUGCGGACACCCAUAUACGCGCCAGUUUCUACGUACCCGCCGCAUCACUAG
Messenger RNA from Sordaria macrospora k-hell, 2673 nucleotides. Lineage: Eukaryota; Fungi; Ascomycota; Sordariomycetes; Sordariales; Sordariaceae. The record is from RefSeq and is a predicted model, not a curated record.